Molecule: messenger RNA, 1329 nt
Organism: Tigriopus californicus
Lineage: Eukaryota; Metazoa; Arthropoda; Copepoda; Harpacticoida; Harpacticidae
Exons: 1
Coding region: 37-1167 (376 amino acids)
Source: RefSeq, a predicted model, not a curated record
UCGUAUGAUCGAAGGGACAGUCGAUAUGGAAGAAGUAUGUCCAGAGAUCGACGAGAGAAGUCCUUUGACGUCGAAGAUCCUAUUGAUGCCCCGAACGAGGACCUAGGACGGGCACGUGAUGGAUCAGAGGAUAGCAAAGGAUCUAGACUUGAUUAUAGGGACCGGAAUGACUCUGCGAGAAGUCGACACGAUUCUCGUGAUCGAAAUGGUUCUGCAAGAGGCCGAUAUGAUUCCCGAGACCGGAAUGGUUCUGGGAGAAGCCGACAUGAUUCCCGAGACCGGAAUGGUUCUGGGAGAAGUCGACAUGAUUCCCGAGACCGGAAUGGUUCUGGGAGAAGUCGACACGAUUCCCGAGAUCGGAAUGGUUCUGCGAGAAGUCGACACGAUUCCCGUGACCGGAACGACUCUGGAAAGCACCGAGUAGAUUCACGCGAUCGGCAUGUUUCCAGCCAAAGUAGGCACAAUUCUCGUGAUCGAGAUGGCUCUGGAAGGAAUCGAAAUGAUUCACGCGAUCGGAAUGCUUCUGGAAGAAGCCGAUACGAUUCACGGGAUCGAGAAAGCUCGAGCAGGAGCAGACACGAUUCACGAGAUCGUCGAGGAUCUCAUGACGAUCGAAGAGAUUCUCGCGACCGAAACCAAUCAUCAAAAAGCCGAAAUCGAUCAUUGGAUGGCUACAGAUCCAGCCAAGGAAGAACUCGAUCCUCUGGAUACUCUCGCGGGAAUUCCCGAGAUAGGAAGGAUGAUUCUCGAGAUCGAGCAGAUGAUUAUCGACGAAGAGGUGAUGACAGUCGUCGUGGAUCCAGGACUGAGGAGCAAGAGGGAUCCAAUGAUUCUCGCAACAAUCCAAGUCCGACCCCGUCCAAAUUCAAAGGAGACUGGGGCUUUGGUCGACCCGAUUCGACUCAAAGUUAUGACGACCGUUACGAGAUCCAACCCUCAUCUCGGGAUGGUUUCGACAAAAAGCGCUCGGCUGAUUUCAAGGGACCACGGAGAGAUUCGACUCACAAUCGCAGAUCUGGAUCCCGAAGAACUCCGCCUUCGAGGGGCUCACGUCCGGAUUCCUACGAUAAUCGAGAUCAUCGCUCAGUAUCGAAGUAUCACGUGGGGAAUUUUGAUGACAACAAAUAUCGCUCAACUCGUGGUCGAGACAUGCCAACCGUGUCUUGAAGACCUCGUCAGCACCGCUCAAACAAGUAGAUGCUAGGUUACAUCUAAUGAAAUGAGCUGAGUUCUUUUUUCAACCUUGAUUUAGACACACAUUGUCAUACACACAAUUGGUGAAUAAAACAGGAAUGGAAUUCCUUGAUGGAUUCCGUCAACUUUUGAUUA